AGUCAAUUUAUAAUAUUUGCUCAUGUUUGCUCCUCCUGUUAUAGGGAAAUACAUUGCUGCUACACAGCGACCUGAUGGAACUUGGAGGAAGCCUCGUAGAGUGAAGGAUGGUUAUACCCCUCAGGAAGAGGUCCCUGUGUAAGUAAUGCACCCUAACAAAGUGACCUCUGUCAAGUCAACCUUUAUAUGGAUUUUGUUAGAAGCCUCUGCUGUAGAAUGGUUGUGUCCUCAUUUCCUCUAUGCAAAUCUGUCUCUUUGCUUUCAGCUACGAGAAUAAAUUUGUGAAGUUCUUCAAGGACAAGCCUGACCUGCCACCAGGUAUGAGCCCCGGGGAUGCGGCCCAGGCAAGGCAGCAGCAGGGGAUCCCAGGCAUUGCAGAGAAUGAGACAGCUGGGCUCUCCAAGACAGCCAAGCGAAACAUGAAACGCAAGGAAAAGCGCAAGCAGCAAGGCCCGGAUAGCAAUGUGGAAUCACUAACAAAUGCUGUUGAGAAUAUGGCGAUUGCAGAGGGCGGUGACAGUGUAACGCCUGCAUCUAAACCAGCUGGAGCUACUAAUGACCCUUCAUCUGCAACAGCAGAAAAGGCCAAGAAGAUGAAGAACAUAAAAAAGAAGCUGAGGCAGGUUGAGGAGCUGCAGCAGAAACUGGACUCUGGGGAAAUCAAGCAAGCUACAAAAGAGCAGCAGGAGAAGCUUGGAAGGGCCAAGGCCUUACAGGACGAGUUGCUGCAGCUUGAAGAGGAUUCAUGAGAUUGAAAAUGUUGUAAAAAGGGCAGCAAACCAAUUGUGGAAGUUAGACUGUUUGAAAAUAACACCCAGUUCUAAAAGAAAUGGACAUUUACAGCUGCGUUGAUGAGCUUCCCUUGAACAUUUUCUGGAGAUUUGUUGUUAUCAGACAGCCAAUCAACAUGAACUCUGGCUUUGGAAUAUCCUGUGUACAUAAAUCCAACACUUCACGUGUUAUGUUGUUGACAAUAACUGAUCAUGCUUUUCCCACACUUUCUCCAAAACCAAUUACCGAAC
Coregonus sp. 'balchen' is the source of this 1022-nucleotide messenger RNA. The record is from the annotation of a GenBank genome assembly. Lineage: Eukaryota; Metazoa; Chordata; Actinopteri; Salmoniformes; Salmonidae.